AUGUAAGCAAACUAGAUCUUUUUUCAGAAGAAGAGCAGCACGAGUUCAUUAUAAUGAACUGCUAAAUGUGUAAACGAAACAUAAAAAUCAUUAGAAGGAAAACUGAGAAGUCAAUUAUUACAUAUUUACAGCAUAAUGUCAUCUGUGAUUAACAGCAACAUAUCAAAGGACCAGCCAACAAACGUGCACUACACAUUAAUACUAGGAACUAUAGAAAUACACUCAUAAAGCAAUGCACCGCGCCAAACCGCUGCCUCAAGAAUGUAGAAUUCUCUUACAGAACUUUUGUCGAGCAGUUGGCGUUGAUUAAAGAAACGAAAUAGAUGCAGCAGCGAACAGAGCAAUAAAUUUGAUACAGAAUGGAGUGGUGGCUGUGGGAAGAACGAAGGGGAUAGAGGGAGGAUAUCCAUCGGAAAGUUUCCUUCUUAAGAGAUCUUCUUCAAGAAAAAAGAUUUGAUUUUUGGAUUGAAGCCAAGCCGAGAAGCCGUGAAUUGAUUAACUCUAAUUUAUGUAUUAAGUUAGAAUACUAUCAAAACUACGUAGUUUUAACAGUGGGACACCAUUUGUGGGACAGAGGAUCCGAACCGUUAAAUAAAAUGAAUAAUAUUUGCCUUUUUACAUGAAAAGCCUUUUUACGGACAACCCAUUUUUAUCCAUUUAUAUUCUCUCUCUUAUCUUUUUGACUAAAAUCAAUGGCAAUGGCAGCAUCUCAGACAAGAUAUCGCUCAUCAUUGCUGCCAAACAAUGCCUUAGUGCCCAGAAUUGGAGCUCACCUUCACCUUAAAACGGCGUCGUUGAGGGUAUUACCGCUAGUCUUUGCGUCUUCCAAGCGCCAGAGCGCCGACGACAAGCCACCGGUUGUUUCGCAGGAAGACGUGAAGUAUUUGGUGCAAUUAGGAGGCGCGUCGGUGGCAGGUGCAGCGGCCAUAAAAUAUGGAAGCAUUAUAUUUCCGGAAAUGACUCAACCCAAUCUUGCACAGGCCUUGUUCAUGAUCUUCGCUCCUCUUGCUGUUGUUGUCUUCCUACUUUUCAAACAAAGCCGUGUUUAGCUUUGGGAUGUUACCUCAACAUUGUAAUCUCAGAUGAAUUGAGUCAGUUUUUGAUAUUUCUUUUUUGACUCUCGGAGAGGAAGACCCACACCAAACAUGCAAGAGCCAAAAAAUUCAUGUUUAUGUGUGAUGUAUGCCGAUCUAUGUAUGCAACUGAUGAAACUAGUUUUAUGGGAAGAUUGAGAAAAAUUGACCA
This is a messenger RNA of Salvia miltiorrhiza (redroot sage), 1245 nucleotides long. RefSeq lists its product as uncharacterized. Bases 693 to 1049 code for a protein of 118 amino acids. NCBI's taxonomy places the organism in Eukaryota, Viridiplantae, Streptophyta, Magnoliopsida, Lamiales, Lamiaceae. The record is from RefSeq and is a predicted model, not a curated record. The transcript has 2 exons. Gene Ontology annotation, cellular component: chloroplast.